ACAGGUUUUACAACCCAUGGUGGGCCAGUCUUCCUUCCUGGGUGACUUUUAUUUUUUCCUUUUCAGGUUGUGGAAAUAAAUCCAUAAUAUUUUAUAUUUAGGAGUUUGGACACCCAGGUACAGCAUCCAGCCUCUCCUCAGUGUGUUUUGCAAACACUGCAAGAGAACCCUCUGUGUGGGGCAAUUGAAUUGUCUUCUGCCUUGCCUGGUGUAAGCUGUGAGGUGCCCGAGUCUCAUCUGGCUUGAAAUUGUUUGCUUUUGUCUUCCAUCCUCAUCAGCAGAAGCCAUGGAUCACACGCUGAAGUGGGGAAUCCCAUCCAAGCGCCCAUACCUCAAGCUCUUUCAGCUCCUGGUGCUGGCUGGUCUUUUUUACUUCUGUUCAGGCAUUAUCCAGGUGACCAAAACAGUGAAAGAAGCAGCAAUGCUAUCCUGUGAUUACAACAUAUCCACUGAAGAACUGAAGAGAGUUCGCAUCUACUGGCAAAAGGAUAAUGAAAUGGUGCUGGCUGUCAUGUCUGGAAAAGUGACGGUGUGGCCCAGGUACGAGAACCGCACCAUCACUGACGUCACCAGUAACCUCUGCAUUGUGAUCCUGGCUCUGCGCCUGUCAGACAAUGGCACCUACACCUGUGUUAUUCAGAAGCCUGAGAAAGGGUCUUACAAACUGAAACACCGGACUUCGGUGAAGUUAAUGGUCAGAGCUGACUUCCCUGUCCCUAGUAUAACUGAUCUUGGAAAUCCAUCUCCUAACAACAGAAGGAUAAUUUGCUCAACCUCUGGAGGUUUUCCAAAGCCUCACCUUUCCUGGUUGGAAAAUGGAGAAGAAUUAAAUUCUACCAAUACAACACUUUCCCAGGAUCCUGAAACUGAGCUCUACACGAUUAGCAGCGAACUGGAUUUCAAUAUGACAAGCAACCACAGCUUCGUGUGUCUUGUCAAGUAUGGAGGCUUAACAGUGUCACAGACCUUCAACUGGCAAAAAUCCAAACCAGCCCCUUCUGCUAAUCAGCUCCUGCUCUGGGCCAUUAUUAUCCCAGUCUCAGCAUGUGGGAUUUCUGUGAUCAUUGCAGUAACACUAACAUGCCUGUCCUGCAGACAUGCUGCAAGAUGGAGAGAGAGGAGGAGGAAUAAGGAGAGCAUGGAAAUGGAAAGGAUUUCCCCAUCUACAUAGGAUCUGUGGAAGGACUGGGCUGACCAGAACACCUCGAGGUCCCACAUCCAUCUGAGAUCGACCUCUUCUUGGAGCUUCCUCAAAUGGCCAGGAUUAUCCCACCUCGACCUUCAUGUAUCUGUUCUCUAGGAGCCUCUUCAGUCCAGUGGCUUUGCUGAAAGUGACUAGAGGAGUAUGAUGGGGACAGAAGUAGCUAUGGUGACCCUGGCCAACGAUUUGGAAACACAGAAUUCUUUAGGCCUGGAAGAGACAUUAGUGAAUACUCUUACUAAUGACAAGGACAUCGAAGUCCUGGAAGGUGACUUGAAUUGUAAAGGCCAGGGCCAGAACCCAGAUUUCCUGGCACUGGUGCUCUUUUCCUUCAUCAAUCCAGCUUUGUGCUAUUAACUGGUAUGUGUGUAUACACACACACACACACACACACACACAUCAGUCAAAGUGCUUCUGGAAACAGAAUUUAUCCAGUAUCAAUCAGGUCAAUUUCAGAGACUUGAUCUGAUGAAGGAAUAGAGAAGGAUGUUAUGUUGUUAAAAGCAAUCUAAUGUUAAUGUGUGGGAAGUAUGGUGUAUGUACACCUAGAUGAGGUUAAUGGAAAUAUUAUUGGUGUUUAGCCAGCACAUUUUCAUUGUGUUCUCCUUUGUUGUUCUCCUACUUCUCUACUAGGUUCAGGAGGAAGUAGACCCAUCUAAAACUAAUUUCCUCUGACAGGUAGAAUAAAUGACUUAUACAGUAAGUCCCCUACAUAUGAAUGAGUUCCAUUCUGAGAGUGUGUUCGUAAGUCCAAUUUGUUUGUAAGUUCAACAAAGUUAGCCUAGGUACCCGACUAACACAGCGGCUAUAUACCGCUGAUUUUACGCUUGCUUCUGGACAUGCUGGGCUUGAAGUAAAUAUACUGUUACUACUGUACUCUAUACAGUACUGUAAAGUACACAAAAGCAUAAUGGUGCAUGCACGUGACAACGUAUGCCAGACACUUGAACUAACUUACGUGAUUGGACGUGCGAACACAUGUUCGCAUCUUCAAAAGUUUGCAACUUGUUAGUAAAUGCAAACAGAAUGACUUUAUUUUUUGUUUUGUAAAGUAAAUCAAACUUAGCAGAUCAUAGGUCAAACAAGAAUAGAUUUUGUUGAACUGUUUUUUUUUCUUUUAAAAGGAGCAACUAAAAAAUAAAUCAAUACUAUGAAAAGCCCAGAUGAAUGCUUCUUGAUAAUUCCUUGGAAAAAAGUUGGUAAGCCAAAGCAAAUACUGUAUUAGAGAACAAGGGCAUAGCAAAAUACUUAAUACACACUGCUAACCUCUGUGGUUAAGACUGACACAACCAAUAAACUGUUAAGGAGGAAAAUGCAAACGUCUCUAAGAAAAGAUUUAGCAAAAGUUGUGCAUGUGUACAAACCACACACAAACUUUUUUUUCUAUUUAAAAUUUAUGAACUAAUCAAUAACUUGUUCUAGAAAGUAACUGCAAAUGAAAACAGCUUCAUAAGUUCAUUUUUGUAAUAAAAAUUGGCAUAUCUAUUUUGUUACUUCAAAGACAUAUAAAGGAAUUAAAAUUUAUUUUUAGUUAAAUUAAAAAAAAAA
Molecule: messenger RNA, 2749 nt
Organism: Orcinus orca (killer whale)
Lineage: Eukaryota; Metazoa; Chordata; Mammalia; Artiodactyla; Delphinidae
Gene: CD80
Product: CD80 molecule
Exons: 6
Coding region: 287-1171 (294 amino acids)
Biological process (GO): positive regulation of T cell proliferation; T cell costimulation; cellular response to lipopolysaccharide
Cellular component (GO): external side of plasma membrane
Molecular function (GO): coreceptor activity
Source: RefSeq, a predicted model, not a curated record